Oncorhynchus kisutch (coho salmon) is the source of this 2988-nucleotide messenger RNA. It is a transcript of the gene mier3a, whose product is annotated as mesoderm induction early response 1, family member 3 a. The transcript has 13 exons. The coding region runs from base 98 to 1708 and encodes 536 amino acids. Gene Ontology annotation, cellular component: nucleoplasm. Gene Ontology annotation, biological process: negative regulation of transcription by RNA polymerase II. Gene Ontology annotation, molecular function: histone deacetylase binding; transcription corepressor activity. The record is from RefSeq and is a predicted model, not a curated record. Lineage: Eukaryota; Metazoa; Chordata; Actinopteri; Salmoniformes; Salmonidae.
UCCAUCUUUGAGGACAUGUAUUACCAUUGUUAGAGUGGUCACUUGAAUAUCUUGUCAACAUAAAGGACAAUCUUCGUUGUGAAUUAAAUGUACAAAUAUGGCGGAGGCUUCCUUUGGAAGUACAAGCCCAGUUGGCUCUCUGUCUUCAGAAGAUCAUGACUUUGAUCCGACAGCAGAGAUGUUGGUCCAUGACUAUGAUGAUGAGCAAACUUUGGAGGACGAGGAGAUGCAGGAGGAAGGGACAAGCGUCAGCGCUGAAAUAGCAGAUUUGGAGAAGGAGGGCAACAUGCCACUGGAGGAGCUGCUGGCUAUGUAUAGAUACGAAGCAUCAAUUGGCACCGCUGGAGGGUCCAGUGUGGGCGGCUCUUCUGUUGAACUUACGGACGAGCUACCUGAUAUGACAUUAGAUAAAGAAGAAAUAGCAAAAGAUCUUCUGUCAGGUGACGAUGAAGAAACGCAGUCCUCAGCUGAUGACCUCACACCCUCGGUGACAUCCCAUGAAACCAGUGAUUUCUUCCCCAGAACACUACGUUCUAAUGCUAUUUACGAUGGAGACAAGGAAUCGGAGGGUGAGGAAGAUGGUGUGUGUCCUGAGGACACCAGGAAGGAAAUCAUGGUCGGGUCCCAGUAUCAAGCUGAAAUCCCUGCCCUUGUCUCUUACUACGAUGCCAAUGAAAAAGUGUAUGAGAAUGAAGACCAGUUGCUGUGGCAACCCGAUGCCCUGCCGGAGCAGACGGUGAAAGACUUCCUGCAUGACACUUCCGCCCUAGUAGUUAAUGGGAAGGCCUUGUAUGAGCUUGUGAAGUGUAACUACACCGUCCAUGAUGCACUGGAGCGUUAUCGCCGGAGUGAAAAGUCCUCUGAGGGUGAAAUGCCUCCCUGGUCAGAAGAAGAAUGCAGAAACUUUGAACUUGCGCUCCUCCUUUAUGAGAAGAACUUUCACCUCAUCCAGAAACAUAAGGUGAAUACAAGGACAGUCGCUGAAUGUGUCGCCUUCUACUACAUGUGGAAAAAGUCGGAACGAUUUGACUUCUUUGUCCAACAGAACCGGUUUGGGAAAAAGAAGUAUAGCAGCUACCCUGGUGUAACGGAUCUGAUGGACAGGCUGGUGGAUGAGGCUGAAGGCUUGGUGGUAGACGGGUCGGCCUCUGUGUGCUCCAGUAGCAGUGGAGGAGGUCGGAUGGAGUACUCUGCAGAGCACCAGCUCAACCUCCUUAACUCUAUCACGGCCAGCGACCUCUCUGCGUUGACCAGCAGUGUGGCGUCUGUAUGUAACCCGUCUGACGUGGGCUGCCUGGAGUCCUACGACUUUCCUACGUUAGAGGGCCUCCACCGGGGCUCCCUGAGCCAUGACGAGUCCCUGGGAUUCAUCCCCAAUGGCGCAGGAGACCCCGACUGCAUCAACCUGCUGGACGCCGGCUUCUACCACUCCGACCUGGGCCAGUUGGCCUCCUGCACGGACGACUACGACAGACCCACCUCCAAGCGCCUCAAAAUGAGCUUGCCCGAGGCCACUGUAGAAAAUCUGGGCCUGGAUUCUGAGGCACGCCCGCAUCCUAUCACGAGCAGCAAGAUGGCAGUGUCGGUGACAGACUUUGGCAGCCUAGUGACCGACGAGGCCAACGGCUACAUUGGAACACGACCAUGCACACACAAGACACCGGUACCAACCGCACACAGCCCUACAGUCGAAGUGAAUGGUUGCUAGGUAACCGUGUGAGAACGGCUGCGCCACGUCACACCACUUCUCCCUCCCUACUUUAUGAUGGAGCCCACCAUCAUCUGUGUACAUAUUUGUUCAUUGGAGAUUAUAUUUAUUGUGUGUGUGUGUACAUAUGUAUAUAUACAUUUGUGUGUGCGUGUGUAUAUAUAUAUAUAUGUAUAUAUAUAUAUACAUGUAUGUAUGUAUGUAUGUAUGUAUGUAUGAGUGUACAAAACAUUAAGAAUGCUUCCUAAUAUUGAGUUGCACCCCCUUUUGCCCUCAGAACAGACUCAAUUCUUCAGGGCAUGGACUCUACAAGGUGUCGAACGCAUUCCACAGGGAUCCUGACAGUUGUGUCAAGUUGGCUGGAUGUCCUUUGGGUGGUGGACCAUUCUUGAUACACACUGGAAACUGUUGAGCUUGAAAAACGUAGCAGUGUUGCAGUUCUUGACACACUGAAACCCGUGCACAUGGCAGCUACUACCAUACCCCGUUCAAAGGCACUUAAAUAUUUUGUCUUGCACAUUCACUGUCUGAAUGGCACACAUGCACAAUCCAUGUCUCGAGGCUCUCCUCCCUUUAAUCUACACUGAUUUUGAAGUGGAUUUAACAGGUGACAUCAAUAAGGGAAUCAUAGCUUUCACUUGUAUUUACCUGUUCAGUCUGUCAUGGAAAGCGCACGUUCUGUACGCUCAGUUUAUAUGAUAUACAUAUGAUGUUUUUUUAUGACAUCAGUGAUGUCUUCUUUGUACAGCAAAAAAUAAAUAUUGAAUAUAGCCAUUUAUUUUUCCGUCCGGAAUUUUGGGAAAUGCCCAUUUGUGUCCGAAUACUGUGUGAACGGAACUACUGGUGGGAGAUUUGUGCUUUUGGGGGUCUGUUCCACAUCAGUGGAUCCCAUGAGCGUUAUCCUUCAAGUGUUGGCAAAACUCACCACGACAUCUAUGACUAGUUCUCUUCCUCGCUGGUGUAUGAGCAGCAUUCUCUCACCAUUGCUACUUUCCCAGUGUUUACAGGUACCAACGACCUGGCCCUAAAUGUAGCAUUUUGUAAGAGGGUCCCCAGGUUUUGUAUAUUUUUGUACAGAUGUACUACUUGUCAUCCAUGUGCAUAACACUUUUGUGUAAAUGUUUGCCUCUGUAUGUGUAUCCUUUUAUUUAACUAGGCAAGUCCGUUAAGAACACAUUGUUAUUUACAAUGCCUGCCUACCCUGGCCAAACCCAGACGACGCUGGGCCGAUUGUGCGCCGCCAAAUAUACUGUAAAUAAAGAGAUGUAUAUUCUGUUUUA